AUGAGCCCAUUUGAAUUGCAAUGAAGCUCUGCUGACGGCCAGGAGGAGGUGGAAACAAGUGUAAAUGACAAGAGAGGUGGAAAAGAGUCGCACGAGGAAAACAAGCAGGAAAAAAAGCUGGAUGACAUUCACACAGUGUUUAGGUAGACAUGCCUCCAUGUGUGAUGGACCUAUGUCAGCAAAUAAUGAGGAGGGUAGACGGGCACACGGGAGCUGGGACAGCCCUGAAGGGACAUCUGAACUCCUCCUUCAGAGAGUAGCAUCUCAUGGGAGAUGAAGUCAGUGGAACACCGGACAACAACCUGCUGUCGCUCCUCCUCUGCUCGCAACCGGCUCACAUCCCCCUUCUCUUCCUCAUACUCCUCCUCCAUCCUCCCUCCGUCUCUCAUUUGAUCCCAUCCCUCACUCCCUGCACCACGGAUGGAAAGCAUGCGCUGAGUGAAGUGAUUUUUCAGAGUUUGUGCGAUACAGACAACAAAGCAACAAGAACAGAAGUCGAAGAGUGACAGGGGGACAGAAGGAUGUUGCUGUGCUGGUGUCUCAGUGCAGCUUUGGCACUGCUUUGUUGGCCUUUAUUACCUAAGGUGAACUCAGCUCUGGCACCUGAUAAUGAGGUGCCGCUUCGCCCGACAGCAUGGCUACCAGAGGGAAAGAUCACAACCGUAACUCUUUCUAAAGGAAAAACACGCAGGUUAUACUUCACGCUGAAGAAGGCCUCAGGAAUGUCAGUGACGGUCAGUCCCUGUGACGUCCCCAUUGAAUGGAGCUUAUCCAGCCGCACGCUGAAGGACAAACCCUUUAAAAGCCUGCACUGGAGCACCAAAAAAAGCAAGCCAGAGGUGUGGUGGCGAGGUCCUGGAACUGAGGAGAAGCUACACAGUUUUACCGGCAAAGCAGUGGACACCUACAGUGGUCCUUCCCACCCCAGCGCUUCCCUCUACAUCCUGAGGCUGCGUUGUAAACAGCAAAACACUCGAACUGCCGUGUAUUUCCACAAAGGCAUGGGACCCUCAGGCAUGUUUCCACUACUCCCAGCUGACUCCCGGUUGCACACACUGGGUGUGGGCAUGACCAGCGUCACUCUCAGCUGGGCACCCAGCGCCUCCAUCACCAGCCUCGCCCAUGUUGACCAUGACUAUAACUACUGUGUCCUUGUCAACUUGGACCAGAACUACCCCAGUCUCUGCGCUGCACAAAUAAGCAUAAGGAAAGAACAAGAGGAAAAAGAGGAGAAAAUGGAGAGAGGAAGGAGAGUGACUGUGUGGCCGAUUUUGAAGGAAUGGUGGUGGCAGCAGUGGGACACUUAUGCUGAAGUUCAGAGUUCAAUAUCCGACCCCGGCGAUGAGUACGCUGAUCUGCAGUGCGUAUGUCAAGGGACCGAAACCGUAUGCACGGUCUCUGAGCUCCUUCCUGACACCCCAUAUUACUUUGACGUGUUCGUGAUUGACCGAGUGAACGGGACCAGCGCCGCGUACAAAGGGACAUCUGCUCAGACGCACGGGGAGGCUCGACCUCCAAUUACCCCACUAAAAGACGGAGAGCUGAGGUGGGUGACCUUUAGAGACAGAGGCUCCAACUCUCAGUACUUCAGUUUCCGCCCUCGGGGUUGGCAACAGAGCGGCCUCCUCACCUUACAGAGCUGCGAUAAAAAUGUGAAGAUCAUGGUGUCUGUGUCAAUUAAAGGGAAAGUUUUGACCUCCCAGGGUGUGGGAGUUGAUUUGGUGCACAUUUGGUUGCAGGGGAGUCCGUCAUAUCUCAUCCACUUGGAACAAGACAGACCUUUGGCAAGUCAGACCCCCUCCGUUACAGAACAAGACUUGUUAAAUGGAUUAAUGGCUUCAGUUAAAUUGCAGGUUUCAUCCGCCCACCACCGCAGAGGAGUCCCAUCUCUGCCUUCCACCUUGCAGAUAAAGUCCUUUAACCGGUUGCGUGGCUGUAACAGCGUUACCAUUGCUUGGAUGGGUACGGAGGAGAGAAGUCUGUACUGUGUGUAUCGCAGAAAGGUUGGCAACGGUGAGGCGAAGACUGUCGACGUUUUAUCCUUUCCAGCACCCUGUCUGGGGCCCGAGUCCCGCUCUGACACUGAAAGAGUUCUCUGCAAGUAUUUCCAAGAGCUGAAUCCCCGAAGGGCUGUCACUACCGCUGUGAUUGGGGGCCUGGAGCCAGGCACAGCCUACGUGUUUGAUGUCUAUCUAAUGAGACGCUGGGGGAUCCCUAUCAAGUAUACAAGUAAGAUGGUGAAGACCAGAAACGAAUGUUAAGCUGCCGCCCCCUGGAGGAGGCUUUUAAACUGUCCCAAUUCAAGGGGAAAAAAGCAUCAGCCAUGGAUGUGCUGGACCAAAUGUUCAAAGCCAUUUGAUUGUUGUGGAAAGCCUGUAGCAUAACAAGGAGAUGGAGGAGCUACAUUCAAACUCCACUUACAAUUUCAGUACAAGUGGUGUGGAAAGCUUUUUUGAUAAGGAUCUGCACACCAGCAAAUUUUCAUUACAUUAACAAUACAGCUGUGGUGUGCUCGUCAUUUAGUUCCUCAUCGUCGAUCAUGAUAAUAACGUGCCAUUUGUCUAAGUGCUUAUUCAAAGUACACCACAAAGGACCAGAAAGCUUGUGAUGACAGAAAGUCAGCGGAAAGAGAAAAAACAAGACUGUGCCAAAUAUGCAAUAGAAGCAGAUGGGGCAAUAGUUAAAUAACAUCUGAGUCAGAGGACUUGCUGUGUGUGUCUCUUGUGUUGCAUAUUGUACAGAUUUAGAUGGGAGCAAGCUAAGAAAGUUCAAAAUCAGUGUGAAUCUUUGUGUUUUUGCUUUCGCAUGAAGCAGUGAGAAAUACUUUGUAAAUUGUCUUUGAUGUUUUCUUGUGCUGCUGCGAAAUCACUAAUAAAUGCUUGGGUAUCUGUACACUCUUAA
Messenger RNA from Oryzias latipes (Japanese medaka), 2901 nucleotides. It is a transcript of the gene ndnfl, whose product is annotated as neuron-derived neurotrophic factor, like. Lineage: Eukaryota; Metazoa; Chordata; Actinopteri; Beloniformes; Adrianichthyidae. The record is from RefSeq and is a predicted model, not a curated record. Gene Ontology annotation, molecular function: protein binding; heparin binding.